This is a messenger RNA of Anarrhichthys ocellatus (wolf-eel), 1918 nucleotides long. It is a transcript of the gene prpf18, whose product is annotated as PRP18 pre-mRNA processing factor 18 homolog (yeast). Bases 104 to 1153 code for a protein of 349 amino acids. The record is from RefSeq and is a predicted model, not a curated record. Gene Ontology annotation, cellular component: U4/U6 x U5 tri-snRNP complex; U5 snRNP; U2-type post-spliceosomal complex. The transcript is spliced from 11 exons. Lineage: Eukaryota; Metazoa; Chordata; Actinopteri; Perciformes; Anarhichadidae. Gene Ontology annotation, biological process: generation of catalytic spliceosome for second transesterification step; RNA splicing.
UCCGGGUUAAGUGGCGCAGCUUGAGCGUUCUGCAUCAGUGCUACAUGUUUAGCUAGUUAGAUACUUUGUCGAAAUAAACGAAUAACGACCACAAGUUAUUGACAUGGAUACACUGAAAGCUGAGAUCGUCAGGAAAAGAAAACUCAUCGAAGACAAACAGCUUGUUGACGACUCGAAAACAUUCUUCAAAAGGUCUGAUCUUGCACGCAAGGAAGAAGAAGAUUACUUCAGAAGAUGUGGAUAUAAGGUUCAGAGAGAGUCUCCUGUGAGCCAGAUUGCUAAGAAAGAAGAUGAGCCGUCCACCUCAGCCAAUCCAGUGUUAGAAAUGGAACUAACAGAAGAGAAGCUGCCAAUGACACUGUCACGACAGGAAGUAGUUCGACGACUAAGAGAACGAGGGGAACCAGUCCGAAUGUUUGGAGAGUCCGAUUAUGAAGCCUUCCAGAGACUCAGGAAGAUUGAGAUUCUGACCCCAGAAGUAAACAAGGGCUUGAGGAAUGACCUUAAAGCAGCCAUGGACAAGAUUGACCUGCAGUACCUGAAUGAGAUCGUUGGAGGAACAGAGCCAGGAGAAGUGGACACUCAGCAUGACCUGAAAGUGCUAGAAGAAAACACCACUAUAGAAGAAUUGGAGCCUCUUCGUAACACUCUGGGCACAGGCGAUGAUAAUGGAGACCAGGAUGUUAUCGACAAGUUUUUGAAGUUUCUUCUUGGUGUUUGGGCGAAAGAUCUGAACAGCCGAAAGGACCACGUGAAGCGAAGUGUUCAGGGCAAGCUGGCCAGUGCAACUCACUCACAGACUGAGUCUUACCUGAAACCUCUCUUCAGGAAGCUCAGGAAGAAGACGUUACCAGCUGACAUCAAAGAGUCAAUCACAGACAUCAUUAAAUUCAUGUUGGAGAGAGAAUAUGUCAAGGCAAAUGAUUCCUACUUGCAGAUGGCCAUUGGUAAUGCUCCCUGGCCAAUCGGUGUGACCAUGGUGGGUAUCCACGCUCGUACUGGGCGAGAAAAGAUCUUCUCCAAGCAUGUGGCCCACGUUCUCAACGACGAGACACAGAGAAAGUACAUCCAGGGACUGAAGAGGCUAAUGACUAUCUGCCAGAAACACUUCACGACUGUUCCAUCAAAGUGUGUGGAGUACAACGCUCUUUAACUUGUAACUUCAGUUUAACUUAUGCCAAGGCUGUCCGCUCAGCUGUAUCACAAUCCAAUAUGGUAGUUUUGGCAGCAACUUCAUUGGGCAUGACAGUGUGGCUGAGUAGAAAUUGCUCAACGUCUUCUAUAUCAAGGGCUUUCAAGUACAUCUGCAUUUUUUGGGGGGUCUGAGAAAAUAGAUAAUUUGACCAGAGUGAGACCUGUUGUAUACAAUGAGUUGUCAUCAAGCUUAGAAGUGAAAAUAUCUUGGAUUUAGGUGGAGGAUGCUCAACAACCCUUCAGUCCUGUUAGACUUGUGAACUACUGGGAAAACCGAUUCACCCGUCAUGCCAUUAAUAUUCAGUCAUUCGGUCCUACUUGAGAACAUGUUUAUGCUCUAAUGAGUUCUGAACUAUCGUUGCAGGAAACGUUAAACAGUAAAAAGGUUUAACUUGUGAAAGCCAAUAAUAACAGAACAUGUUUUUCAAGGGUUCAUUUUCAUGAUGUGGGAAACCCAUUUAGUCAAAAACAGCUCCAGUAGUGUAAGUUUUAUUACAUGUGGAAUAUGGCAGUUCUUAACUCUUCAUAACUCUGUUGACAAUGCAGAUUCAGUUCUAUGUGCAUGUUUGAGGUUUCAGUAGAUGCUUAAACCAAUCAAUGUGUACCUGUACUAUCUUAGUAAGAAAAUAAAUGUUUGUGUGUUAUAACAGCUGCCAGGAUUUGUUUUAUGCAGUAUGAAAAGUACAUUUUUCUUCUUCAAAAUAAAUUUUCUUCUGAAAUAGUC